CAUCAUUAUCAUCAUCAUCAUCAUCAUUACUAAUCUUUUACUCCACAAAAUAGAAUUCUCGUCGUGGACAGCAUGGAUAUGUUCUACGACAACUUCAGAAUGUCUACAUCUGAGGUGUUGAGAGCAAUAGCUGCCAGAAUGGAGUAUGUUCCUAACUCUAUGGUGGGAAUGACGCGAACACUUACUGAGAAUGCAGCCUAUCUCUAUGAACGGUUAGACAUGGAGGUGAAGGUCGCUCAGGAUUUCACGGACAGUGAACAAAAUACGCUUCUUUACGUUACUCAAAACAGUUUUCUGGCUGAUUUAUCAGCAUUUGUGCUGAUUCGAGAUGCUCCAUUCAAGCCAAACAUUGACUACUGCUUAUUCACUUUUCACGGGGCUGGACUGAUGAAGAAGUGGGAAACGGACGUGAUGGAUAAAAUUCGCAGUGAGAGCAGGAAGAAACGGAGAAAGGAAAAGUCACAUGAAGCAAAGGAGGCUGAAGCAAAAAUCAAGCCCCUUGCUCUCGUGCAUAUGCAGGGGCCGCUCUCCCUUUACCUGGCAUGUAUCAUCAUCUCCUUUGCUGCCUUCCUCAGUGAGGCAACCUUUGGCGUCUGGUUUCAUCAACGAACAAGAAAAAUAUAAUGGUUUUCCAAGCCUCUCGUUCAGAACGCCACAGACAAAAUGCAAUCUUCGUAUGUAUAGUGAACAUUGUAUUUAAACAUAAAAAAAUAGAAAAAAUGAAAAAUGCAAGUUUUGUUCAUAUAUAAAAAAAAAAAAAAUGACGAU
Messenger RNA from Scylla paramamosain (green mud crab), 768 nucleotides. RefSeq lists its product as uncharacterized. The coding region runs from base 73 to 624 and encodes 183 amino acids. The record is from RefSeq and is a predicted model, not a curated record. The transcript has 3 exons. NCBI's taxonomy places the organism in Eukaryota, Metazoa, Arthropoda, Malacostraca, Decapoda, Portunidae.